AUGACUGCUCAACAAGCCAAUCUUACGGACCGUAGUAAAAUUCGCAUGGAGCGGCUCAGGCUCGAAGAGCUAGAGCAGCAACGCUGGGAACAAGAGGCACUUGUAAUGCCUGAAGCGCUCAACCAAGCUCUCCUAAUGUCAUUUGCCUCAGUUAAGACUGAAUUCAGUGACCUUGACGGGCUCUCGUGGUCACGCUACCCUGUUCCUAUGGUUCCUAACCCAUGGGCAAUAGACGAACCACCCCCCACUCCAACACCGAGUUAUCCCGAGCCCAGCGAAUUCCCUGAUGAGCCAGAAUACUCUCAACGGUCACAAACCCCCUCGCCUUAUACUAUUUCAUCUCUUACUAGCCUGACCUCUUUCCCACCUGGAGAAACCAUUCGAGCACCCCGAGCACCAAAUAAAUCGUCUUGGUCUCCCUUGUUACCUACAAACCAGUUCACUUCGGAUUCGAACAUUUCAAGAUGCUCAGAUCGCACAAGGCCGUCGUCUUCACUGCCUACAAACUACCACAUAUCACCAGGCGAUGCUCACUAUGAACUCUACCAACUACCUUCAUUUGACACAUCUAUGCAACCCCGGAUAUCCAUUCCUUCAAACCACCGCAAAUCUAAUUCGCAACAACUUACAUAG
Suillus discolor is the source of this 633-nucleotide messenger RNA. RefSeq lists its product as uncharacterized. The coding region runs from base 1 to 633 and encodes 210 amino acids. The transcript has 3 exons. The record is from RefSeq and is a predicted model, not a curated record. NCBI's taxonomy places the organism in Eukaryota, Fungi, Basidiomycota, Agaricomycetes, Boletales, Suillaceae.